GAGGUGUGACGUCAGACGGUGUUGGGUGAGGAGGAGUUGUACCGCAUUGACACGGUCUUCUCUCUCUCUCUCUCUCUCUCUCAACCUCUCCCCGUCUCAUCUCAUCGAUCAUCAUCGAUCCGUCGUAUCAAUACUCAGGAGCUAAUCGUUUUUGAAUUGGGUACUUGAGCGGCGGCGACAGGAAGCUCGUGUCGUCAUAGCGGGGACAUCACGCGCCGUCUGAGCGGACAGACAGACCUCCAUCUUCAUCCUCACCCUCACCAUCAUGUCCGGCACCAAGGAGGAGGACCGCAAAGGCUCCAGCGAGUGGCGGGAAUUCUUCUGGAAUCCGCGAACUCAUGAGCUGUUGGGCCGAACCGCCUCCAGCUGGGGUCUGAUCCUGCUCUUCUACCUGGUCUUCUACCUGUUUCUGGCGGGAAUGUUUAUUCUCACCAUGUACGUCAUGCUGCUGACGCUCGACGACUACAAACCCACCUGGCAGGACCGCCUGGCCACUCCAGGGAUGAUGAUUCGUCCGAAGGGCGAUCAGCUGGAGAUCACGUUCUCGGUGUCAGAGACGGAGAGCUGGGACGGCUUCAUCCAGAACCUCAACACCUUCUUGUCUUCGUACAACGACAGCUACCAGGUUCAGACCAAUGACAACUGUCCUCCAGAUCAGUAUUUCAUUCAAGAGGACAGUGGAGAGGUGAGGAACAAUCCCAAGCGUUCCUGUCAGUUUAAUCGAACGGUGUUGGAGGACUGUUCUGGGAUCACUGAUCGUUUCUAUGGUUACAACAGAGGUCAGCCCUGUAUCCUCAUAAAACUGAACCGGGUGAUCGGUAUGUUACCGGGGAAGGACAGUCAGUCUCCUUAUGUCACCUGUGGAGCCAAGAGAGAAGACAGUGAUAAGAUCGGACCUCUGGCGUAUUUUCCUCCUAAUGGGACCUUCAAUCUCAUGUACUACCCGUACUACGGCAAGAAAGCUCAGGUGAACUACACUCAGCCACUGGUGGCCGUGAAGUUCCUGAACGCCUCUCUGAACACAGACAUCAACGUCGAGUGUAAAAUCAACUCCAACACUCUCGCCACCGGCAACGAGAGAGACAAGUUCGCCGGACGGGUUUCCUUCAAACUACGGAUCAACGACAAGUAGACACAGCUGUUUACACACACACACACACACACACACACACACACACACACACACACACACACACACACACACACACACGUUAAAGCUGCACUAAUCCAGAUGUGUAAUGAAACCAGUGGGCGUGUCCUCAGUCUCCCUCAGACUCACCUUCUGUGCUGAUUCAGUCUUGUUCCAGCUUCGUGAUGCGUUCACUGACUCCGAGUUACUCUGUCACUUUCUCUCCCGUAGCCGUGUAAACACAUCGUUGGUGUUUGGUAGUUUUCUGUGACGUGAUCCUACGACACUCUCAGUGCAGCUUUAACUCAAACACACCGACCCUGAAACCGACCAAUCAGCACGCACACACGCUCUGAUGUCACUGACACUGAGGAUGGACUGAAGAGCGCCAGACGAUCGAUCAUCGUAUCAAUCUGCACGAAUCAAAGACCAAACUAUUGAUCACACAGCUGAUGUGUUUAUUGAUCGACCUUUAGUUUAUUUAUUUAUCUUUACUUAUUUAUCACUUGUUUAUUAUUGUUUAUUUAUUUGUUUGGCUUCUUUACAAGAGCUUUGUUUUUUACAACAUUAAAAUCCUUUGAAGUUCAGAUCACAGGAAGUCGGGUUGCUUCUGUGAAUGUGUCACCAGGUGUGGCUGGCUCUGAUUGGCUGUUCAGAAACCAGAUGACAGGUUCACAAUAAUCUGGUUUUAUCAGUCAGAUCCCAGACAUCAAGCCUCAACAGAAACCAGUCCAGAAACCAGUCCAGAAACCACAAACCACAUCACAAACCAGUUCACAAACCAGUCCAGAAACCAGUUUGACGACUGGUCUGUCUCUUCGGCCAUGUUGAAUCUUGGUCACCUCGUCUGUUGCCAUGGAAGCAUUAGCCAUUAGUAACCAUGACAACAGUGUUGGUGUCAUGAUAUUUUUUGUUGUCUUCCCUCUUUCUUUUGAUCUUUGUUGCUGCAGCUGAUUGGCUCAUUAGUUAAUUAGAUCAUUAAUUAGUGGAUAUCUUAACGAGUUAGUUAAUUUAGUUAAUGGCUGGUUAUUGAGUUAGGUGUUAGCAAGUGUUUUUUUCUCUUGAUUUGUUUACAUGUUUGUUUUUGUUUACUACUGUCAUCAUGGGGCUGAGCAUGAUGGCUGUUACCAUGACAACCAUGUCAAUCACUGUCAUGCGACCUUGAAAUGCCCCUCCCACACCUGCACUGCUCUGCACCAAUCGUCUUCCUUUAAAGAGUGACCAGCCAAUCAGAUGGUCCCGCUGUAUGAUGUCAUAUGCUGUUACUUGUUUGUGAUUGGUUGAUUUUUCCUGCCUGAAAAUUUCCUUGUGUUUAACUGAUGAUUAAAAACAAAGAAAUUAAACAGAAAAACAAAACAA
Molecule: messenger RNA, 2488 nt
Organism: Seriola aureovittata
Lineage: Eukaryota; Metazoa; Chordata; Actinopteri; Carangiformes; Carangidae
Gene: atp1b2a
Product: ATPase Na+/K+ transporting subunit beta 2a
Exons: 8
Coding region: 266-1132 (288 amino acids)
Biological process (GO): sodium ion export across plasma membrane; intracellular sodium ion homeostasis; intracellular potassium ion homeostasis
Cellular component (GO): sodium:potassium-exchanging ATPase complex
Molecular function (GO): ATPase activator activity
Source: RefSeq, a predicted model, not a curated record